AUGGCGGCGAGGCGGAUACAGAGUGGGGUGCUCGGCGCACGCCAAGCGUAUACGGCGAAGCAGCUCCAACGAGACGCAGAUCUCGUGCAAGCGCCCAUCGACACGGCGAGGCGCGCACUCGGACUCGACGCGACCUCUUCCUCGAUGAUCCGCUCUCGCGAGCGACCCUCACCUUCUCCCACCCCGCCCACCUCUCCGCACACGCCCCUCUCCCGCCGCUCAGCAAGCCCCAUCCGCUCUCCCAUCCGCGUGCGGGCCCCCUCGACCGUCACCCGCUUCUACGCCGCCCUCUUCGACCACCCCGUCGCGCCUCCCGACACCCGCACCCCGCCGACCGUCUCGCGCGCGUACGCCGCGCUGCGGGCCGCCGCGCACAAGGCGGUCACGCCCGACGUGUGGGACGAGAUGUGCAGCAUGCGCAGGGGCGACGAGUCGUGCGCCAAGGUGGCGCUCGGGGCGCUCGCGGCGGCCAAGGACGCGGUCGUUGGACGGCCGCCCGGGCGCAGCAUUGACGCAAGGGUGCAGCAGAUUAAAUCCGCCGAGAACACGAUCAUCAACGAGCUCGUUAGCGACGCACUCGACGCCUUGAAGCGGGACGAGUCGAGGACGAGGAGGCGGUCUGGGCGGUCCGAGCGGCGAGAGGGGUUUUAG
This is a messenger RNA of Rhodotorula graminis WP1, 651 nucleotides long. RefSeq lists its product as uncharacterized. NCBI's taxonomy places the organism in Eukaryota, Fungi, Basidiomycota, Microbotryomycetes, Sporidiobolales, Sporidiobolaceae. The transcript is spliced from 5 exons. The record is from RefSeq and is a predicted model, not a curated record. The coding region runs from base 1 to 651 and encodes 216 amino acids.